This is a messenger RNA of Callorhinchus milii (elephant shark), 882 nucleotides long. RefSeq names its product Tp53rk binding protein (gene tprkb). Gene Ontology annotation, biological process: tRNA threonylcarbamoyladenosine modification; telomere maintenance via recombination. NCBI's taxonomy places the organism in Eukaryota, Metazoa, Chordata, Chondrichthyes, Chimaeriformes, Callorhinchidae. Bases 123 to 659 code for a protein of 178 amino acids. The record is from RefSeq and is a predicted model, not a curated record. Gene Ontology annotation, cellular component: EKC/KEOPS complex; cytosol; nucleus. The transcript has 5 exons.
CCGGGCGCCGGCGGCGCGGAUCAGGUUGUGUGUGUUUCCGGGGGAAGGUUUAGUCUGUGGCGGCUCGGGGGCUCUUUCCUGUAUGAAUUCCUUCAGAAUCCUGGAUUUGCUGUUUAUAAAUUAUGAACACGAUGAUUAUGAAACAUCAGCUAGAACUGUUCCCAGGAUCCACUGCAAUUCUUCUGUUGUUUAAAGAUGUUAAGAACGCUGCUGAACUUCGAAAGAAAGCAAUAGAAGGAACGAUAGGUGGAGCAUUAAUAAAUGCAACUAUGGUAGUUGACCCAUUUCAGAUACUUGUGGCAACCAACAAAGCAAUUCAUUUACACAAACUGGACAAGAAGAAGACAAGAAGUCUUUAUUCCGAAAUUAUAUUUAAUCUUUCACCAGGGAAUAAUAUUUCAGAUGCCUUCAGAAAGUUUGGAAUUUCUGACGAUGACUCUGCUCUCCUCAUAAUUCUGGUGGAGGAUGGAAGAAACAAAACUAAUUUAGAAGAAAUUAUAAAUCAGGUUAAGGGACAACAAGUCUCUGUUCAGGAUAUCUCAACAAUGACAGAUGUGGCCAAAGUUAAAAAGUUGUACAAAGUGUCUCCAGCAGAGGAAAACAUUGGAACAUUAUUGGAUGCAAUCAUUUGUCGGAUGUCAGUGAAAGAUGUUCUUUGAAUGAAGAAAAACCCAAUGAUCAAGAAAGCAGUUUAUAUGGACUGAUAGUUUGUUUAUAUACAAGCAAGAUAGCAUGUGUAAACAGGAAAACUUGUCUUCCACUUUUGUCUGCUCGAUGAGCAUUUUUCUUCGCAUAUUUAUGUAUUAACACUGUCAGUUGCAAAGAAUUUUAAGCAGUUGUAAAAGUACGAGUGUUUGUAAAUAAAUCUGUAAAAAAACAAAA